UCCAACAAUAGAAUAAAAGUCAAUUAAUGGCUUCUGUUGUUCCUCUUUUCCUUUCAUUUUGCCUAUUGUUGCUGCUCCCAUGUCUUGUUGUUGCUCAAACUGCUGGUACUGUCAGCCUGGGCACAGUAAUCAUUGCAAGUGAUAAUGCGGAACCUUGGCUUUCUCCUUCCACUGACUUUGCAUUUGGAUUUCACCAACUUGAGGAGAAAGAUCUUUUCUUACUUGCCAUAUGGUAUUACCAAAUUCCAGACCGUACCAUAGUUUGGUAUGCAAAUGGAGAUAAACCUGCUCCAAGAGGAUCAAAGGUGGAGCUAACAGCUGAGCGCGGGCUGGUUCUCAGUAAUCCUCAAGAUGAAGUGAUGUGGAGAUCAAAUUGGGCCACUGGUGAGGUUGCCCAUGCUGUGAUGAAUGAUACAGGGAAUUUUGUUGUUUUUGACAGAAAUUCUCGUCCAUUAUGGGAAAGCUUCAAGUAUCCUACUGACACAAUGUUACCAACUCAGAUAAUGGAGAUAGAUGGGUUGCUUACUUCUAGGCAAAGGGAGAACAACUUCUCACGAGGAAGGUUUCAGUUUCGCUUGCUUCAGGAUGGAAAUGCAGUUCUCAAUUCCAUAAAUUUGCCAUCCAACUACACUUAUGAUGCGUAUUAUAUCAGCGUUACUUAUGAUCCAGGAAAUAGUUCAAAUUCCGGUUACCUAGUGAUCUUCGAUGAAGAUGGCUACUUGUACGUAAGGAGAAGAAACAACGUGAAAUUUUUCCUCACCCCAGAUGAUAUUGUUCCUUCCAGGGACCAUUACCACAGAGCAACUCUCAAUUUCGAUGGGGUUUUCACCAUAUCUCAGCAUCCAAAGAAUUUUGAUGGCAACCAAAGCUGGGCUGUUAUCAGGACGUUUCCAGAUAAUAUCUGCAUCAGAAUGAAUGGGGCUAUGGGGAGCGGAGCUUGUGGGUUCAACAGUAUCUGUACGCUAAAUAAUAAUAAAAGGCCAACAUGUGGAUGCCCAACAGGUUAUUCUGUACUUGAUCCGGAUGAUAACUAUGGCAGCUGCAAACCGGAUUUCCAGCAAGGAUGUGAGGCUGAUGGACAGAUUUCCCCAGAAGAUAUAUACAACUUAGAGGAGCUGCCUAGUACAGAUUGGCCACAAAAUGAUUAUGAGUUGCUGAAGCCUUGCAGUUUAGAGGACUGCAGAACAUCUUGUCUGAAUGAUUGUCUAUGUGUUGUCGCAGUGUUGAGAGGUGACAGUUGUUGGAAGAAGAAACUACCGCUUUCAAAUGGUAGACAGGACAGAGAAGUAAAUGGAAGGGCUUUCCUGAAAGUAAGAAAACCUGAAUUCACUCAUCAAAAUCCUCAACCGUCAUUUCCCACCACGAAAAGGGAACAGGGAUUAUAUUUCUUCUACCACAACAAGCUCACAAGAUUUCACCGCAAUGAAAAUGCCAUGCAAAGCAGUUUGCGGCAUUUUACUUUCACGGAGCUUGAGGAAGUAACAGAUGGAUUCAAAGAAGAAUUAGGAAGGGGAUCUUUCGGCAUAGUAUACAAAGGGCUAAUACAAAAUGAUCCUACAGAUCCAACUGCAAUUGCGGUUAAGAAGUUAGACGGAUUUGUUCAGGACAGGGACAAGGAAUUCAAAACUGAAGUGAGUGUGAUUGCUCAAACACAUCAUAGGAAUCUUGUCAAAUUACUUGGAUAUUGCCAUGAGGGGCAAAACCGAAUGCUGGUAUAUGAGUACUUAAGCAAUGGCACUUUAGCAAGCUUCCUCUUUGGGGAUCUAAAACCCAGUUGGAAUCAGAGCACGCAGAUCGCCUUGGGAAUUGCAAGAGGACUAUUUUACUUGCAUGAAGAAUGCAGCCCCCAAAUCAUCCAUUGUGACAUAAAGCCGCAAAACAUACUUCUUGAUGAUUACUAUGAUGCUCGGAUUUCUGACUUUGGAUUAGCAAAGCUUUUAAGGAUUGAUUAAUCCCAUACUAAUACUGCUAUUAGGGGAACAAAAGGGUAUGUAGCACCUGAAUGGUUCAAGACCAUGCCAGUAACUACGAAGGUCGAUGUGUACAGCUUUGGCGUCUUGCUGCUAGAAAUAAUUUGUUGUAGAAGAAGUGUAGAGAUGGAGAUUGGAGUAGAGAAAGCAAUUUUGACAGAUUGGGCCUGUGAUUGCCUUCGUGAAGGCAAUCUAGAUGCUCUGGUGGACUAUGAUGUGGAGGCCUUAAAUGACAGGAAGAAGCUGGAGAGAUUUGUGAUGGUUGCUAUUUGGUGCAUUCAAGAAGACUUGUCUCUCAGACCCACAAUCAAGAAAGCUAUGCUGAUGCUUGAAGGAAUAGUUCAAGUUUCUGCUCCUCCAUGCCCAUGUCCAUUUAAUUCCAUUACCUGAAUUUCUUACUGCUAUUUUGUGCCUUGCUUCAUUGACAAUAAUCUACUAAGUAACUCACUUGUUAGUCUUAUCAUUUGGUCAUUUGAAGUGAUUGUUUUGUAUGUUAUUGCAUUGAUAUGGGUUUAAUUUAUUUCACAUGUAAG
Molecule: messenger RNA, 2503 nt
Organism: Theobroma umbraticum
Lineage: Eukaryota; Viridiplantae; Streptophyta; Magnoliopsida; Malvales; Malvaceae
Product: G-type lectin S-receptor-like serine/threonine-protein kinase RLK1
Biological process (GO): protein phosphorylation
Molecular function (GO): protein serine/threonine kinase activity; ATP binding
Source: RefSeq, a predicted model, not a curated record